Molecule: messenger RNA, 5525 nt
Organism: Cylas formicarius (sweet potato weevil)
Lineage: Eukaryota; Metazoa; Arthropoda; Insecta; Coleoptera; Brentidae
Product: tripartite motif-containing protein 3-like
Exons: 13
Coding region: 425-2545 (706 amino acids)
Biological process (GO): negative regulation of translation; protein polyubiquitination; proteasome-mediated ubiquitin-dependent protein catabolic process
Molecular function (GO): translation repressor activity; protein binding; zinc ion binding
Source: RefSeq, a predicted model, not a curated record
UUGACGAUCUGUCAGCGGCCAUGUUGGUGUUAAAUGCCAAGGUCAUUGAUUAAAAACGAGAUUUUAAAUUUCGUUCAUAGUUACUGCAUAAGUUCCUCUGUUAUUGGAAUAGACAAUAUUGGCAACGUGUGACAACGUCGCAAUCGCGAUACCCAACAAACGCCGUCGUCAACUUUAGAACAGCUGAUGGCUGUCUGGCCGUGUUGGUAGGCAAUAAUACAGCAUCGGGUUUAACUUCAAGUUAAGUAUUUUUACGGAAAAACUCGCUAUUCUGACUUAAAUCGUUCUUAAAACAAAAUUCGGUUGCGUACCGGACAGCACUCCAUUGCCGCGAACUCAAUAAUUCGUGUCUACGUCAGCCGUGUGGGUUUUUUUUCAAAUAUUUACAAACAAAUGUGGCGUAAUCACGACGACGCAGUUGGCCAUGGAAGGUCUUAGGUUCGCGAUACAAACUAGAUUGGGGGAGAGAAUCGUCAGCAUGAACUCAACGCUGGUCGAGACCGUCAGUAUCAAUUAUGAAGACUUCAACGAGAGUUUUCUUACAUGUGGCACCUGUCUAUAUGGCAUUUGGACCGGUAUGUAUGAUGGUAACGAACAUACCCCGAAGUUGCUGCAGUGUUCCCAUACAGUCUGUCUGCACUGCCUUACGAGGAUCGCAGCAUCACAGACCAGAGACACCGGAUCCUUCCGUUGUCCUAUUUGCAGAGAAUUAAUUAAUAUACCAAGGGGGGGCGUCUCAGCACUGCCGCCGUCGUUCUUGGUGAAUCAGUUGCUUGACUUGAUGUCGAGGCAAAGACGAGAGGUGAUUCCGAAAUGUUCCGUUCAUAUAAACCAAGAACUUUUAUUUUGCGAAACCUGCGAUACAGUUUUCUGCACAUUGUGUACAGGAGGAUCACAUAGCGACGGUACCAACAGCUGCGAGCACACCAUCAUACCGUUUUCCAUAGCCAUCAAGCGGAUGUCGGAAAUUUUAUUGUACAAGGCCAACGAGUGUAUAUCAAAAUUAACGCAAGCCCAAGAGGGUGUCACUUCGGAAUUGAAUCGGUUGAAUGCUGCGAAAGAGAGGUGCUUGGAACAAAUAGAUAGCACGUUUCGUGACAUUCAAACGCUUAUAGAUAAACGUAAACAGGAAAUGAUAGAUACGGUAAAUCAAAUGUGCGGGGAGAAGAGGAGAGUGCUAGAGGAACAGCAUUCGCUGAUUGAAAACGAAAAGAACAAGGUUGAGCAAGAAUGCCAAGGAUUGCAAUAUCAAGUCGAGGUUCGAAACAUUACCCAAAAAAUUGAAAUUUUAACGGAAAAGUUAGAUACUGCUUUCAGUCUAGGGGAGCCCAGAGAAAAUGCAUUUCUUACUUGCGAUUUUACCUUAAACGAUAGUCUAGAUCAAAUUCAGCAACAUCUUGGAAUUUUAGGCAAAGCAAGAACAAGCACAACAUUUCCCAGUCUAUGUACUGCUAAACUAGAAGAAAAUGUGAUUGCCGGAAUUGAAAGUUGCAUUGCAUUAAGGACUGUAGACUAUCAUGGUAAUGUGAGGAAAAAUGGUGGAGAUCCCGUUGAAGCAGAGCUACUUCCAGUUACGGCCGACCAGAGUUCCGAGAGUAGCUUUCCGUUAAGGAUCGUGGACUGUGAUGACGGUACUUACAAGAUAUACUUUCGUUCGAAAAAGGCAGGCAGAUAUGGCGUAAAAAUAUCUGUGAUCGAUCGACCUAUAAAAGAUAAUCCGUUAUAUUUCGACGUCAGCGAGCAUAACAAUCCCAUCGCAACUUACGGUAGCAGAGGUAGUGGCAAGGAUGAAUUUAAUCAACCUGUCGCUGUGGCUAUAGAUGAGAGAGAUCAGACUGUUUACGUUCUUGACACCGGAAAUUCUAGGAUAAAGGUUCUCAAUGAUAAAUUGGAGUGCACCAAGCACGUGACCAAUGAAGGUUUGCUGGGCCGCAGUUGCACAGGCAUCGCUAUAUCCAAUAACGGACUAGUCGUGGUAAAUUGGAGGAGCAAAGUGGUUACCGAAUUAACUACGGACGGAGAUACUAUAAAGUCGUUUACUAACAACGCUUUUCAAGAACCCAUUGACGUGACUGUCGAUAGGAGCUACGGUCACAUUUUGGUGGCCGAUAACGGCUUGAGCUGCGUGUUUGUUUUUGACGAAGAAGGAAAAAUAUUGUUUCAAGUAGGGAAAAAAGGAACGUUUAGUUUGAUAUCGUCCGUUGCUAUCGGGCCGCUUGGCGAAAUCCUCGUCGCAGAUUCAAGGAUCCAGAUGUUUUCUGCGAAAGGAGAUUUCAUGGAAAUAAUUUAUGAUGAAGGAAGAGGAAAAGGAAGAUACGGGGGCUUGGUCAUAGACGGUCAAGGCCGAAUUCUGGCAAGCAGGACCGAACAAAAGGGCAGAACGUAUGUUCAGGUGCUGUCGACGAUGGACAAAACGGUCAAUCAGUGCAUCGACUCGCACGAAUCGAAACUUAAAAGGCCAAGCGGCGUAGCGGUUACCAACGACAACCACGUCGUAGUUGUAGACUUAGGCAAUAAUUGCGUCAAGAAAUAUCGGUACUGGUAAUAAAACUUAACUACCGUUUUAAUUAGGCCGGGAUUGGCAAACUUCUUAUUAGUUCACAAUCGUAUUCGUAAUUUUAUUGCAGAUCAUUUCAGUCGGACAGUUGUAAACCAAUGAUAUCCAUUAUACAAUUCUUUAAUUCGUAAACCUAUUGUUAUUUCCUAAAAUAUUAAAUCCAAUACGGGUCCAAAGGUAACCAAUUAUUAUAUGAAGAAAGGAACAAGAGACAGUGCAACAUAACAUUAUUUUAACAAAAUUAUAUUACAGUCGGUUUUAAAGUUACAAAAAGAAUUGUAUGAAACAUGUCAAUUUAUCCUAAAAUCACGGGUAUUUUUUCUUGUUAAUUGUUGUGUUUACAAGGAAAAUACUUGGCUAUAAGGGCUUCAAAUUUUACAUAUAUUUUAUAUUCAACACUGUGAAACAAAGUUAACUUAAACGACAUCCAUCUCCACCGACAACUGAAUUGAUUUUUUCUUUCAGUUUUACAAUGCUUUGGUUAGGUUACAACUACUAUGCUUUUCACAUUUAAGGAGUGUAAGGCAAGCAUUACAUAUUUACUCGUUAAACAACAUUUUUUACUCUAAAUAAUUAUUUUUCGCCUUCUUAGGGAUUAUAUUGUUUUUUUCAUGCAGAGUUCUUAAACAGUGCUUUCGCUACUAUUUCCUGAAUAUUUGUUGGAGAUUUUCCACUUUCAUUGUCAUUUUCAAAAUCGUUUAUCAAAUUUAAAACCAUUGUCUAUGCUUAGGGAUGCAAAAAACAGAAAAUUGCUUCUAUUGUCCAUAUGGCAACCUAAAAUUGUCAGAAGUGACAACUGUACAGCUUAUCUUUUUGUUUCAUGUACAGAGUAUAGGUCUGUUUCAUUCCAAACAAGACAAAAGAAAAACAAACGUGAAAGUGUGUUGUUGACUAAUCCUAAAACCCGCACGAUAAGAUCAAUUUUGACUAUAUACAACUUUUUUAUAAAGUAAAUGCAACAAACAAUGGGUUAGUUGAACUCAAAAUUAUGUUUAUAUAUCCAAGGGCGGUUUUCGCACCCUAUCUAAUCUAAGUUGAAAAAUUAGAAGGCUAAACAUUGUCACAUGACGUAUUGUAUUGGUAUGGAAUUGGGUAAAUCUGUUUUAAAAUCGCGAAUACGUUUAUGAUUAAGACUUACAAAAUAAAAUUACGAAGUUGGGUAAUCCCGGUGUAGGGACUCGUUUUUGCAGCUUAAUAGCACAGAAAAAACUGUUCAUUAAAUGAAUCAAAAUCGAAGUUGCUGGCCAUUAAAAUAGUCAAAAUAGCAAAGUCGCUCGUACCGCGAAUAAGAAUGCUCGUUUUUUUGAAGUAUCUCUAUUGUUAGGCAUUUUGGUUUGUAAUAAAAAAAAAACAUGUACUGGAAGAUCAUAGGCUGUGGAAAGGUCCUCAAUUUUAAGACUAACAAUUGUUAUCAAUUGAUUGAAAAACUAAAUUUGCUACUCAAUGGGUCCUUAAUUUUAAAACUAGCAGUCUUAAUGGAAUGAAAACAUAAAUUUGCUAUUGGUAGGUUAUAACGCUUUAAAAGCGUCCCUGAUUUUAAGACUAGCAAUUUUAAUCAAUUGAUUGAAGAAAUAAAUUAGGUACUGGACGAUCACGUGCCUUGAAUGGCUUCUCAAUUUUAAAACUAACAGUCUUAAUUGAUUGGAAAAAUAAAUUUGCUGCUGGAAGAUCAUAACGCUUUCAAAAGGUCCCUUUUUUAAAAUUUAUCAAUAUUAAUCAAUUUAUUGAAAAAUGUAUAUUUUGCCCCUAAAAUUGAGGGUAAAUUAAUUUCACCAUUAAUCCUUCAGUAAUAUAAAUUGAUACGUCGAAUGUCAUUGCCAUUGGCAAGAGGCUUAGCAACUUAUAUUUAAGAUAAAAAUUCUUUUGUAAGGAAAAAGUGAAUGCUGGCGGCUGUCAAGCCCUAAAAUCGGGAAUUUUUUCAAUAACGAAAUCACCCAGUGCAUCUUAUCACAAAUUAGCUAUCUCCUCCUGGAUAUUUUGGACACGCCGAUGAAUUUUACAUAAAACAUUUAUCAAAAUAAUUGUGAAGUUACCGAAAAGAUAAACUAUUAAGUUUCUAUCAAUGUGGGUGAUCCUCAAGAUUCCCUUGAACAUUCAGUAAAUUUGGGAAGCAUUGUGGGUACAUAUAAAAAAGUUGUGAACAAAAAUUCUUACGAGAUCAUUUGAACAAGGUAUAAAUAAAAAAUGGAGUUUCAAUUAAAAUAUAAUGUAUAAUUUUUUCAGUUGUAUUUUUCUGGCAGUUGCAUGAAAUACGCCUAUUUGCUUUUUUGUUGGCUCUAACGUUCGGUUGUCUCAUGAUAGACUGUUGUUUAGUUAAGUUUAUCUACAACUCACAAAAACAAUAGUCGUUCCUAACCAAAGAUCUCAAAAUUUUUCAAUGAACCAGAGCUACCCUACUAGAUCUAAAAGAAUAAUCUUGUUUUAAUACUCAAAUAGCUGUCGGGCCAGAAUUGUAAUUAUAUAAGUGUUUGUUUUUUUACUUUUUGAUACUAAUGAUUUUUUUGCUGUAAAAAAUUAAUUUUACGUUUAAGUUAGUUAGACACUGUCUCUUAAUAUGUGAUUUUAAAAUAUGUAAAAUUUACAGUUGUCACAUUUUAUUAUAUGUAUAUAGUACGAGAUCUGAUUUGUCUCAAAUAUUCAAAUAUACAUUCAGUCAAAUUUGACAGACCGUUUUUAAUAAAUUAAGAAUGUAUUUACCACGUAUAGUAACUAAAAUUGUACUGCCUUGAAUCUUAAAACUUCUUACUAGGUAUACAAACAUUGUAUAACUCUUGUAACCAUUUGGACACUUGAAAUUAGAUCUGAUGAUACUUUUCAAAGAGUACUUAAAAAAAAGAAGUGAUGAGAACAGUGUUAUUUUGGAUUUUUUAUGUCAUGUUCCUGUACAAAUUGUUUUUCUCUAGUCACUAGCAUGUAUUUUUAUAUCAUGUAGUAGUUAUUUUGUAUGUAAAUAAUAAAUAUUGAGGAA